Messenger RNA from Anguilla rostrata (American eel), 3216 nucleotides. RefSeq names its product SWI/SNF-related matrix-associated actin-dependent regulator of chromatin subfamily D member 1-like. NCBI's taxonomy places the organism in Eukaryota, Metazoa, Chordata, Actinopteri, Anguilliformes, Anguillidae. The transcript is spliced from 13 exons. Gene Ontology annotation, molecular function: transcription coregulator activity. Bases 28 to 1578 code for a protein of 516 amino acids. The record is from RefSeq and is a predicted model, not a curated record. Gene Ontology annotation, cellular component: SWI/SNF complex; nucleus. Gene Ontology annotation, biological process: regulation of transcription by RNA polymerase II.
UUGUGACCUCGCGGCUUCUUUCCUAGUAUGGAGAAAAUGGCGGCCCGCGGAAGCUUUCAGGCAGCACCAACUGGCGGCGUUGGUGGUAGUAUGGGUCCUGGGCCCCCGGUGACUGGUGGGGCACCUGGAAUGGGACCUGGAACCCCUGCUGGUCGGAUGGUACCGUCUUCGGGUGCACAGAAUCACCUUUACCGUUCCCCAAUGCCUGGCCCCGGAUACCCGAGACCCGGGAUGCCCCCCUCCAGCCGCAUGACCCCCCAGGGCCCGUCCAUGGGGCCCCCCGGGUACGGCGGCAGCCCCGUGUCCCGGCCCGGCAUGCCCGUUCUGGACCCGUCCCGAAAGAGGCCCGCCCCCCAGCAGAUCCAGCAGGUCCAGCAGCAGAGCCGCAACCAGCAUGCUAAGAAGAAGAAGAUGGCCGACAAAAUCCUACCUCAGAGGAUCAGAGAGCUGGUCCCGGAGUCUCAGGCCUACAUGGACCUGCUGGCGUUCGAGCGAAAGCUGGACCAGACCAUCAUGCGCAAGAGGCUGGACAUCCAGGAGGCUCUGAAACGACCCAUCAAGCAAAAAAGAAAGCUCCGUAUUUUUAUCUCCAACACUUUCAACCCUGCGAAGCCAGACGCGGAGGACGGAGAGGGCACUGUUGCAUCAUGGGAACUGCGUGUGGAGGGCCGGCUGCUGGAGGACACUGCCGUGUCCAAGUACGAGGCCACCAAACAGAAGAGGAAGUUUUCGUCCUUCUUCAAGUCGCUGGUGAUCGAGCUGGAGAAGGACCUGUACGGCCCUGACAAUCACCUGGUGGAGUGGCACAGGACCAGCACCACUCAGGAGACGGACGGGUUCCAGGUGAAGAGGCCGGGCGAUGUGUGCGUGCGCUGCACCGUGCUGCUUAUGCUGGACUACCAGCCCCCCCAGUUUAAGCUGGACCCCCGCCUGGCCCGCAUGCUGGGCAUCCACACGCAGACCCGGCCCGUGAUCAUCCAGGCCCUGUGGCAGUACGUCAAGACCCACAAGCUGCAGGACCCCCACGAGAGGGAGUUCAUCAACUGCGACAAGUACCUGCAGCAGAUUUUUGAGACCCACCGCAUGAAGUUCUCCGAGAUUCCACAGCGUUUGCACGCGCUGCUGAUGCCUCCUGAGCCAAUCAUCAUUAACCACAUCAUAAGCGUGGACCCUAACGACCAGAAGAAGACGGCCUGCUACGACAUCGACGUGGAGGUGGACGACACGCUCAAGACCCAGAUGAACUCCUUCCUGCUGUCCACCGCCAGCCAGCAGGAGAUCGCCGGCCUGGACAACAAGAUCCACGAGACGAUUGAGACCAUAAACCAGCUGAAGACGCAGAGGGAGUUCAUGCUGAGCUUCGCCCGAGACCCGCAGGGCUUCAUCAACGAUUGGCUGCAGUCACAGUGCAGGGACCUCAAGACCAUGACGGAUGUGGUGGGGAACCCGGAGGAAGAGAGGAGGGCGGAGUUCUACUUCCAGCCCUGGGCCCAGGAGGCCGUCUGCCGGUACUUCUACUCUAAGGUGCAGCAGAGACGACAGGAGCUGGAGCAGGCCCUGGGGAUCCGAAACACAUAGAGCUCCGCCGCCCGCACCUCCAGCCAGAGGCUCGGGGGGGGGGGGAAGAGGAUUAACCAUGCACCCAUCCACCCCGGGACUUCCUGUUUUCCCUUCUUAAAAAAAAAACAAAAAAACCUCACUCAGAUUUAUAAACUUCCGCCGGCGUAUGAAAACAAACGCUGCCGUGUCAUCGUAGACCCGGCCGGUGCAGCUGUUUGAGGCCACUCCAUUACACGUUUCACUGCCCAAAACAAAUAGAGAGAGAGAGAGAGAGAGAGAUGUAGUUCUUCACUUCUCCUCAGAGACUCAGUCCAGCUGUUGUCUUUAUCCCGUAACCUAGCAACAGACUGAAGGGUUGGAGCGCUACACUUCCAACAUGACGCUCCUUCCAUCACUUCUGAGGAUGGUGGUGAUGGUCAUAGGUGUAGUACUUGUCCUGGAGAGGGGGAGUGAGAGAGAGAGAGAGAGGUGUAAAGAAAUGGUAUGGAACCCACACCUCUUGUGUUGAUGUUUUCUCUGCCCAUUUUCAAUGAUGGAAAGUGAUUUAGAGUCACUUACUUUACUCCCCAAUCUAAGGCAGCCACACAGUAUGGAAUCCUUAAAUUAUAGUCUCACAGCAGAAGCUGCUGCAGCAUAUCCUGUGACUUUGUAGUGAAGCUGACUUUUAUGUUGUGCCUUCUUUUAAAGUAUAUAUCCCUUCGAUCUGCAUCAUGGCUGCAGGGGGUGGAAAUUGACUUAAACAGAGUGGCUGUCAUCUUCAUCCUCAAAAUAUCGGUUUGUCUUUUUUCCUGAGUGUGUGGAACAGUUAUCAAACACUGAAAAUGGGUAAAGGAAAGCAGCUUCGUUCAUUUUGUGUGCCACUGUAGGCUCGUGUUGAAUGGACCGUUUUCAUUGUUGUAGCCGAUUUUAAUUUUUUUUCCUCCUAUGUUUACGUGUUUUGUCCAGGGGCUGUUUUCAGGUCAUGCCUCGGAAUUCUGACUAGUCUCGCUAGCUAGCAGUGUAUGAAAAUAUAAAUAUAAAUUAGUACAUUUAUAUCGUAGGAUGUAGUACCUGAGAUGUCCAUUUGACAGCAAGUGGAAAUUCGGACUGGGACAAUGGUGUUGAUUGACGUGGAAUUCCCGGGACCGCGUGUCCUCAGAUCUAUGUUCAGCAAAAACAUCAGAACUGUUCUCAUGAAUUCAUUCAGUGAACCCAGUGGUUACUUUGGGAACACGAUGCAAAUCUUGGAACUGGUUGUACUAAUCUCAUUUAUCUGUGGCACUGAUGCGAAGGACAGGAUGUUCCGAGUUUUUUGAACGAAAGAGAUAUUCCUGUCUUCGUAUGAAAUGCGUAAAAGCCAUAAGGUCUUGGUGAGGCAUAAGGUCAUUGAAGUCGUAAAUUGUGACACAUUUAAGAUCAUAUUCUGGGUUUUUAGCCAGCUCUAGAUAGAACAGUAGAGAUGAAUUUCAUGUUGUAUUUGAUUUCCUUGUAUUUGGCCCAUUUUCCUCAGCCUCUUCCUAAUGGGUUUUAUUAGGCUAACUGUUUCUGUUCACUAGUCAGAGACGAGGGUUUAGUUAAGAUUUUUCCCUAUGACAUUUUAUGGACCAAAUAUUUGUGUUCGUUAUUAAUUUACUCCGUGUUUACCCCAAAUUUUAAUAAAGACCACCCUUAAGUUGA